UUUAUCUCAGUUCCGUUCCAAUAUCAUCACUAGUACAUUGUUGAAGUUUCGUUAGCGACUGAAUAUCUUGCUCUUCGACCAUGGCGGACGAACACCAGAACGACUAUAUGGACGAGGAAGAGGGGUUCAAGACACCACAAGCUUCCGAAAAGAAGAAGAAGAUGAAGAAGAAGAAGAAGACAACAAGCGAAACAGAGAAUCACGACGAAGGCGAGACAAUGGAGAUUAAUGUCAAAGAAAUCUCCGAGAAGCCAGACAGAGUCCCUCCGAUUGUGGCUUAUUUCGCGUCAGGAUACGAUCCUUGUGCGCAAUCCGGCGAGAGAGAAUCUCCGACUGUUACGGUUUACAGGAACAAGCUGGAGUCGAAGAAGAGGCUUCAGGUCGUGGUAAGCCCGCCUGGCAAAAGCGUGGAGUUCGUGGGAUCGAAUUAUACUGGCGAGCAAGCGGCUAGACAGACUUGUGUGUAUAAACUAGGUGUCCUUGAUAAAGAGACUCAAACAUUGAGAAUUCUUCCGAUUGCUCAUAAUAAGAUAUUCAGAUUGGAGCCAAGAGUUAAAACUAAAGAAACAGCCGAUUCAGAAGCUUCGGAAAUCACGGUCCUCCCGGGACGUAGGGAGAGACUAGCCGAGCUUGACCACGAGUUUGGAACCAAAAAAGCUAUUAAUCAGGAGAAGAAGAGGCGUGCCAGAAAUCUAGGAAAUGAUCCUGAUGCUCAGAAGUCCGAUGAGGAUAAACUUGACAAAGUAGAUGUUAACCAAAGUGCUCUUGAAAGCACCGCUUCUAUGGUUGCACGCAACAUUCCUCCUCAUGAUGCCUCUGCGACGAAUCCGAGAGAAGCGUAUCCUAUAGAAAAGAUCAUCGAAAGCGGAGAAUGGGUCUUUCUUCAAGAUAUUUACAAGCUUUUAGGACAGGAACCCAGAGCACCAACCGAUGCUUAUCCCGUAUUCGUCCGCAACAGAUUGUACAGGUUGGAUGAUAUCAAGGACGAUGCUGAGAAGCAGUCGGUUUGUGGUGUCUUAUCGUUCCUUACACAUCUGGUUAAGUUCAAGGACAUGAAUUCAAUGGAUGGUUUCGAUUCAGCUAAAAACCACAAGUUUCCGCCGAUCGUCCGACAGAAAUGCAAGACCUUGUUCAAGGAUUCUGACUCAACCAGGAUACCUGUUGACAAGAUCAACCUUCUGAUAAGCUACGUUCUUGUGCUCACCCUUCACGUGGAUAAGUUCAAGACUGACCCAGAAGACAUAGCCAAGGAUCUUAGGAUGAGCUCAUUCGAUCUGAGGAAGCAUUUUGAGAACCUCGGUUGCAAAUUCUCGCGUGAGAAGUCAACCUUUCUUGCGACCUUACCGGUCCCUCUCAAGUUCCAGCAGAUUACUCGGAGGAGGAAACGAUAGAUCCCGGCUCUAACCCAUGGCGAGUCGGUCGACCGCUCUGGACCCAGUUUUUUUUUUUUAAAUGUUCUAAAAUUUUGAUAAACAAAGCCAUGAUUUAUUAUCCUUUUUUUUGUUUAAACAGCAAACCAUUAAUCUAUUGUAUUAUUUUGUCUAAAUUUAUAUUGCAUUCUGAAA
This is a messenger RNA of Eutrema salsugineum, 1565 nucleotides long. Its product is annotated as DNA-directed RNA polymerase I subunit rpa49. Gene Ontology annotation, cellular component: RNA polymerase I complex. Lineage: Eukaryota; Viridiplantae; Streptophyta; Magnoliopsida; Brassicales; Brassicaceae. The record is from RefSeq and is a predicted model, not a curated record. Gene Ontology annotation, biological process: nucleolar large rRNA transcription by RNA polymerase I; transcription elongation by RNA polymerase I; RNA polymerase I preinitiation complex assembly. Gene Ontology annotation, molecular function: DNA binding. The coding region runs from base 81 to 1391 and encodes 436 amino acids. The transcript is spliced from 4 exons.